This is a messenger RNA of Cyanistes caeruleus (blue tit), 1561 nucleotides long. Lineage: Eukaryota; Metazoa; Chordata; Aves; Passeriformes; Paridae. The record is from RefSeq and is a predicted model, not a curated record.
GGAGCACAAAUCCAAUCAGGAGUGACUGAGGGAGCUGCGGGUUUUUAGUCUGGAGAAAAGGAGGCUCAGGUGAACCUUAUCAUUCUCUACAAUUGCCUGAAACGUAUCCAGAUGAGGGUUGGCUUCUUCUCUCAGGCAGCCAGUGACAGGGGCAGGAGGACAUGGCCUCAUACUGUGCCAGCAGACAUUUAUGUUGAACGUUAGGAAGAAUUUCUUCAGAGAAAGGUCCUGGACAGUCACCCCUGAUUUUACACAUCAUGCCCACUCUGCCUCGUUGUCAGCAGUAGCAGUGAAUAACAGAUAUGUGGUCACUGGAAGCAGAGAUGAGACAAUCCAAAUCUAUGACAUGAAAAAGAAGAUAGAACAUGGGGCACUGCUACAGCACAAUGGCACAAUAACUUGUUUGGAGUUCUAUGGGACUGCACAUCUACUGAGUGGGGCUGAAGAUGGACUCAUUUGUAUCUGGAACACAAAGAGAUGGGAAUGUCUGAAAUCCAUUAAGGCACAUAAGGGACAUGUGACAUCUCUUUCUAUUCAUCCGUCUGGGAAAUUAGCUUUGUCAGUUGGAACAGAUAAAACAUUAAGAACUUGGAACCUUGUUGAAGGACGAUCAGCCUUCAUCAAAAACCUGAAGCAAAAUGCACACAUAAUUAAAUGGUCCCCUGAUGGUGAGAAGUAUGUGACCGUGAUUACAAACAAAGUAGAUAUCUACAGACUUGACACAGCUUCAAUCAGUGGCACCAUUACAACAGAGAAGAGGAUUUCUUCACUUAGAUUUAUUACAGAUUCUAUCCUUGCCAUAGCUGGAGAUGAUGAAAUUAUUAGGUUCUACAGCUGUGACUCUCAAAAAUGCCUCUGUGAAUUUAAAGCUCAUGAAAACAGAAUAAAAGAUAUUUAUAGUUUUGAAAGAGAAGGACAGCAUGUUAUUGUUACUGCAUCCAGUGACGGUUACAUUAAAAUGUGGAAUCUGGAUCUUGAUAAGGUUAAAGAUGGGCCAUCUUUACUGUGUGAAGUCAAUACCAAAGCUAGGCUGACGUGUCUUGCAGUAUGGCUUGACCAAGCUUCAGAAAUGAAAAAAAACUCUGAUAAAACUGCAACAUCCUCUCAAGAAACAGAAGAUGAAAAAUCAUCAGUAGCCGUGAUAAACAAAGAUUUUUGGACUACUAAAAGGCUUAAAACAGCAAAAAGAAAGAGAAAAAUUAUUCCAGGGAAACAAAAGCUGAAAGCUCCAGUGCGGAAGAAGAAAAAGAAACAGAAUAGCUUGGCAUGAAGGCAACUACUUUCUCUCCUGUAUCUACCUGCAAAUGCUGGUGUUGCCCUAGUUUUUUUAAGAAUGUAAACCCUAAUAUACCUCUGAUCUGAUGUGCUGUUUAAAAGUAAUUCAUGUUCCUACCCUAAUAAACUUACAGAUCAUUCUGGGAACUUUCCCUAAGUGAACAAAGCAAAAAUAAAUUCAUAAUAUGUAAUGUUUAUAUUUUUAAAUUAACAAUACCAUACUCUUUUUAACUGGCUCUGAAAAAGCCAACUAAAAUAAUAAAAACAGUUGCAUUUGUCUCAGUUA